This is a messenger RNA of Dromiciops gliroides (monito del monte), 8436 nucleotides long. It is a transcript of the gene PAQR9, whose product is annotated as progestin and adipoQ receptor family member 9. The transcript has a single exon. Gene Ontology annotation, molecular function: signaling receptor activity. Gene Ontology annotation, cellular component: membrane. The record is from RefSeq and is a predicted model, not a curated record. NCBI's taxonomy places the organism in Eukaryota, Metazoa, Chordata, Mammalia, Microbiotheria, Microbiotheriidae. The coding region runs from base 137 to 1327 and encodes 396 amino acids.
UGCCGGGAGGCUCAGGUAUUGUUCACCUGCAGCGGCCGCCGCAGCAGCAGCCGCAGCCGCCGCCGAGACGGCCGGGAUCGGGAGGCUCCCGGGCGGGGAGGCCGAGAGGAGGCGCCGCGCCCGAGGGGCAGGCAGCAUGCCGCUGCGGCUCCAGCCCCGGGGCGCGGGGACAAAGAGCGCCGCCGCGUCCGCCGCCCCUCCAGCCGCCUCCUCGUCCUCCUCCCCGGCGCUGACCGCGGGGGCGGCCGCGGCGCCUCCGACCCCCUCGCCGUCGCCGCCGCCCCCCGCCCUCAGCGACCCCGCGGCGGGGCCGAAGCCGCUGCUGCGCUGGGACGAGGUGCCCGACGACUUCGUGGAGUGCUUCAUCUUGUCGGGCUACCGACGGCUGCCGUGCACGGCGCAGGAGUGCGUGGCGUCCGUGCUGAAGCCCACCAACGAGACGCUCAACUUCUGGACGCACUUCAUCCCGCUGCUGCUGUUCCUGAACAAGUUCUGCCGCCUCUUCUUCCUGAGCGGCCGCGACGACCUGCCCUUCCACCACCCGUGGCUGCUGCCGCUCUGGUGCUACGCGUCGGGGGUGCUGCUGACCUUCGCCAUGAGCUGCACGGCCCACGUGUUCAGCUGCCUGUCGCUGCGCCUGCGGGCCACCUUCUUCUACCUGGACUACGCCUCCAUCAGCUACUAUGGCUUUGGCAGCACCGUGGCCUACUACUACUACCUGCUGCCGGGACUCAGCCUGCUCGACGCCAGCGUCAUGACCCCCUACGUGCAGCAGCGGCUGGGCUGGCAGCUGGACUGCACGCGGCUGAUCGCGGCCUACCGCGCGCUCGUGCUGCCCGUUGCCUUCGUCCUGGCCGUGGCCUGCACCGUGGCCUGCUGCAAGAGCCGCAGCGACUGGUGCACCUACCCGUUCGCGCUGCGCACCUUCGUGUUCGUCAUGCCGCUGAGCAUGGCCUGCCCCAUCAUGCUGGAGAGCUGGCUCUUCGACCUGCGCGGCGAGAACCCCACGCUCUUCGUGCACUUCUACCGCCGCUACUUCUGGCUCGUCGUGGCCGCCUUCUUCAACGUCAGCAAGAUCCCUGAGCGCAUCCAGCCGGGCCUCUUCGACAUCAUCGGCCACAGCCACCAGCUCUUCCACAUCUUCACCUUCCUCAGCAUCUACGACCAGAUGCACUACGUCGAGGAGGGCCUGCGCCAGUUCCUCGAGGCGCCCGCCGCCUCGCCCACCUUCCUGGGCACCGUGGGCUACAUGCUCCUGCUCGUGCUCUGCCUGGGCCUGGUCAUCAGGAAGUUCCUCAACGUGUCCGACCUCUGCAAGGAGGACUGAGGCCGAGCCUGCGAGACAGAGAGAGAGAGGGAGAGGGAGAGAGAGACACAGCCGCCCCCCGCCCGGUGGUCGAGCCCACCCUUCCGGCCCGGGGUUGGGAGUUUUGCUUUGGGGCUUCUUGGUCUGUCAGGUUUGGCUUCGUUUCCUUUCCGCUCUUCCCCCCCCCCCCCCCAUGCUCCGUGGAUGGGGAGAGGGAGCGGAGAAUCCCCGCCUAUCAUUGGACCCUCCAAGCCCCUUACCCAAGCGCUUGCAUGGCCGUUAACCGACCCCGAGAGGGGGAGAGCUGGAGGGCAGAAGGAAGCGAUCGAGCGCCCUAGGCCAAAGGGGAAAAUAAAUGUUCAUGUUAUGGUUCAGGAAAAAAAAACAAACCGCACGCACACACACAAACGACAGCCUUGUGAUUGUGGGUCAUUGGGAUCUUGUCUUUUCUUUAAACGCACAACUUGCUUUUUAGGGAUUGGCCAGGCAGGCUGGUCCCCUGGAUCGGGGUCACCUGGGAAGUAAAGGAGGGGUGAGGAUCAUUUUAAAACCCACCACGCUCAGAACCGUCUUGGGCUCUUUAAGAAGAGUUCACUUUAUAGGAAAGGAGCCCAUUAACUUCAUUAACCCUGAUGUUUUAACCUGCUAGAAAAUGCAUGGAAAUGUGAACACAAGUUUAAUUCUUUCAAUGUGUUGAUGAAUUGUUAUUUAAAUAGUAAUAUAUAUAUUAUAGAUAUAAUAUAUAUAUGCAGUGAUUAUUUCAUGUUUUUUUUAAAUCAACUACUGUGUAGAAAUAUUUUCAGAAUAAGCACUUGAAAUUUUCUUUUCUUUUUGGGGAAGUGUGUGUGUGUGUGGGGGGGUAAUUAUUAUUUUGAAAUCUCAGCCCUUCUACAUUACAUACGCUGGAAUUGGGUUGGAAGUUGGAUUGAUUGAGAGGAGUUGCCUUUUAUACAGUGUUGUUGUUUUUUUUCUCGAGGACCACGUGUAUGUGUGAUGAUAUAGCUGUGAAUUAUUCUCCCAUAGGGAAUGUGAUCCAAGUAUGGGAGAGAGCUAGAGUGGUUUGUAUAACUUCUAGGCUGGACAUCCUCUCAUUCCUUCAGGUUUUGCUUGGUUUCCCUAUCUGAGAGGGCUACACAAACCCCUACCUUGACUACUCUCAUCUUUAUUCUCCUUAAUUCAGUUGCCACUGGAGAAAUGUGCCUUUUGAAACAGUGUCCAAAUGGCUGGUCCUCGGACCGGGAUGCCUGGGCAUCGGGGCAAGCCUUGCCUGGGUGGUUAUUGCAAAUCAAGGUUUAACAUUUCCAUCCAUGAAUGAAGAAAGAUGGGGCUGGUUGUGAUUUUUGUGGUAUGAAUUGCUUGCUCAGCCUCAUCUUCUGAAAUACUCUGCAGUGUAGAGUUAGGCAUGGAAAUCAAACGGAGAUCGCUGGUGCCACUGUUAUCCCUGACAGGCAGCCUUGGGGAAGAACCAAUGAGAGUGCUUCGAAUUGAUGCAGCCCUUUGUUUUAAAAAUUCAGCAAGGGAAGAAAUCAUUCAAUCCCAGCCAUCUCUGGAGACAGAUUCCAUCAGCUAGAAUUGAAACCUUUGAGUUAAAACAGGAUUUAUCUUGGUGUUAGGAGGUCAUCUGUCCACUUCCUGGCAUCAGAGGUUCAGCUCUUUAGGGGAUGGGCUCUUACCUGGGUCAGUCUUAGGAAAUUACUAAUGGUGCCCUCUUCAGUUAUUUGGAAAUGAGUUCCUGUACUUGACUUACUCUAACAGUUCAGGUUGUGGCCUGUCUUUCCGGGGGACAUUUUUAACAAGUCCUGAUCAUUUUUGCACUUGAGCACAAUCUAGUGGGGCUAUUCAGAUGCUUCUCAAAAGUCAACUAGGGGACUUGAAAUAGGGAGGAUAUUUGAAUUAUAGCAUUAUUGUGGAGUUAUAGACAUGCACCAGAUGGGGAAAGUAAAAAGAGGAGUGACUUCCUUGAACUGGAGAGAUGGUGCUUUUCAAAGAAGUGAUAGUACUACUGUUUUUGUAAACAGAGAGGUGUAGCACAAUUCCCUGGAGGAAAUAAUAUCCCAGUUGAUUUUUGUGUGUUUGCAUACAAAAGUUAAAUUUAUAUGUUUUUAUGUAAAUGUAGAAUCUUUUACUGGAAUUGAUUGCAAGGGUACUCAUUGAGCACCAGCUCAUGCUUUUGAAAACUCCAGCAGCAUUACCAUUAGGCUAGUGCAGAGGUUAAUAAUUUGUACCUCCAAGCUCUGUAGGACAGUACCUCUAUAUCCAGGGAGCCUGUGGAAAUGGCCACACCUGGAUGCAAAUUUAUUCGUAUAUGAAUGGUGUCCUGGUACCCCAAGGAAUGUUUCUUUGGCGUGCUGAAAUUAUUCAGUGUCCCUGAUUUUGAGGUGAGCUGUAGCACCAAUUCUGAGUUGUCAGUCUAUAGACUUAUAAAGGUGGAUCCUGCUUGGGUGGGUGGGUGGAAAGGACUUCUGCACCUGCUGGGCUUAAUUUCUCAGAGGAAAACAUUUAAACCCAAAGACACAAUCCCUCCCCAACCUUCUUUCUCCUCCCUCUUUGUCCUUAUCAUAGAGAGGCCACUUAAGGAUAAAAUUAUACCCAUAUCAUUUUCAAGUGAUUAAUGUUGCGUGAGCCCUGUAAGAUGACACACUUUUCCCUUCGAACAGUUCAGCUCAAAGUAUGUCACUGAGAAAAUACUUCCUUUUCUUCCUUUCCUCCCUCCUCAUUUUCCUUCUUGGUUCAAACUCAGACUUUCUAUAAUAUAUGGAGGGGGAAAAGUAAGCAUUGGAAAUAGAGUGUUCACUAAACUGACUUCACAUUACCUAUACAUAUUAGGUACAUUUGAGUUAUGAGACCAGGGAUGAUCCAUCAGAUUUUUUAUAUUAUUUGCUGUUUUUUUUUAUCGUUUCUGCUAACAAACAAUGGUACAACAAAAUCCAUAAAUAUUUACUUGCUACCUAUAUUCGUGUGGGACUGCCAGCUAUAAUAGAAAUAACACCAAAAUUCAGAAGAGGUUAUUUUUCUGAAACAAUUUCUCAAUCACCCUUUUGCCCCAUCCAUUCUUUAAACAAAGUUUAUUUUGAAGACUUGUUAUUUCUCGAUGUCGUCCAACCUUAGUUGUAAAGUGAAGAACAAAUAGACAAAAUAAUAAUGGAUUUUAAAAUCAUCUUCAUAAAUGAUUGUAGCAAUAGAAUGAAGCACAUUAUAUAAUCCUUUUUUAAUUUUUACUUGUUGGUCUUGAACAGAAUGCCUUCUCAAGGAGCAAUGUCACAAAGUCAUUACUGGCUUGUAAAAAUAAAUGUGAUAUUUUCCACUGGCCACAUAACAUCUUCUAUAUAUAUCCCAGCAAGAGUAUAUGGUGCUGGCCUGUCCAAAGCUUGGCCUAGAAUGUUAUUUCCAUUCAUAAAUAGUGCCUGUAAACUUAUGAUUUAUAAUGUGUUUUCAAUUGAAAAAAACCUUUAGGCCCUACCAAAUCAAUAUGCUAUUUCAUACAGAUAAUUUCUAGGAGUAUAAAAUGCUUAAGAAUGAUGUUGACAGAGAUGAUUUUUGAACUUUUUAAAAUUUUUAUGACUUUUUGCCAGAGAAUGAGAUUUUGAUCAAAGGGGUCACAUCAAGCAAUAAUUAAUAGCACUUUUCAUCUCUAGGCUUCUUAUUAACUAGAUGAAUUAAUUUGCACAAAAUCACCAGUGAAAGAAUCCAUAGUUAUCAUCUCAAUGUUAGGGUUAUACAGCUUGUCCAAGCCCACUGAACUAGUUUCUUAAACUAGUAUUUUGAAUUUGAGAACUUGUCAGUUCUCAUUGUGGACUUUAUUACCUAUUCAUUCAUCCAGAUACCAAGUAGAUUUUUUUUUUAACACUCAUUUGAAAGUCAGGAACAGCAAGUGAUACAUACAUAUAACUGUGUUGAAUAGGUGACAAAAAUCCUCCAUAAAUAUAUCUCUGCUCUAAUUUAUUUUGUUGCAAACUGCCUCCCCCUUUUUUUAGGGUAUGCUACUGGCUAUUUUUUUAUUCAUUCAACAAACAUUUAUUGAGCGCCUACUAUGUGCAAGGUCUUGUUUUCACAUGAAUUUGCAGGGAUGCAGCCAUCCUUACUCUUUUCAUCACCAAUUCCCCCUUUUUCACACAUUUUCUGAGCAAGGUGGUUUGUGGUGCUAAUUGCUUUGAAGAAAGCUUUUACUUAAAGUAGGGUUAAAACUAUGCCCUUAACCAAGGCCCGCUUUGGUCAAUUAAGCCAGAGUGUGUGUUUCACGAUGCUCACUGGUGUCAGGAAUAGGGCAUCUACUACAGGCUUGUUAAAAAUCCUGCUUUACCUGAGUACUACAAUUCUCUUUGUCCUGAAGGCCUUACCUUCCCAGGCCAAUGUAGAUUUUCAUGAUUAGAGAUCUUGGACAGUUUCAUCCAAAUGCAGGGAUAGAGGCCAAGGGUACAGACAGACUUUAGAAACUCUCAUUUGAAAAAUCCAGUAACCGUUUCUUUUAGAGAUGUUGACAAGCAUAUCUAGCAUUAUAGAGUUUAUACAGAUCCCCUAAAUUGUGUUCAGGUUAUUUAGGAUAUGAACUAUACCAGCAUACAUGGUUCAUGUCCCUCAGUCUCUUUCCCCCUUUUAAGGUUCUUACCAUAGACUGUCAUUGAAAGAAUUUUUGGAAAAAGUCAAUCUCCAUGGGGGAUUUGGGGAAGAAAAGAAAAUGAUAGACUCUUACUGAAGUUAGAAAGCUGCUUAAUAAAGAGAACGAACCUUUGGGUUUCGCACAUCAGCCAGAAGCAGCCAACACAACAGAAGGAAGAGUCGUGAGCAUUUUUGCCUGGAUUUUAAAAUUUGCACCCAGAAAGUCAUGUUGUUGCCCAGAUGAACUCAUUGCAGCAAUGCCCCACCAUAGUCUCCUUCCCCACCUCUCCCCAGUUUGUAUUCUGCUUGUUGUGACCAGAUAUUUUUCUUUUUCUGGUAAUUUGUGAGCAAAGUGGAAAAUUUCAGGGUGCUUAUUUUUUACCUGUGGACAACCAGGAGAGUUCACUGAGCUACAAAUAGUGGCAGUAUCUGAAUUUUGGAGACCAGGAUUGUGGGUGUUCUGAUUUCCAUCUGUAUGCAACAGAGAGCAUGUGUGAACUGUAGCCACUCAUUUCUAUUUAUUUUCUGGUUUCAAUGGAAGGGACAGUGGUUUGUUUUAGUCUGCAGAAAUGCUUUAUCUGAUGUGCUAUAAUACACCCUCCUCGUUGCAAUGCAUGAGCCCCUGCUCCUGUAUGUUUUAGUGUAAUUUCUCUAAGCCAUUAUUCCAGGCAUGGCGUUUCUUAGGGGUACUUGGAUUUCUCAAAUGUGUAAAAACACCAAGCCAAUUUCUUCAUGCCUUAUUAGGACCACCCAGCACAUGCAAUAACCACCCGAGUAGGUGCAUGUUGUGUCUUACGGAUUACUUUAACUAUGUUAUUCAGAAUGUCCUUCUCUUAGUGGUAUAUUAUCUCAUGGAGAAAUGGAUGACCACCACUGUAAAUAAACUUGUUUCUAUAGGACGCAGUCAUAUCCAUUUCUCUUUGAAGUCCCCACUUCUACAAAGAAAGAAUAUGUUUUUAAUCACCUGAAUGCAAAAAAAAUCAAUGACAAUAGGGAUUUUUUUUAAAGAAGUAUUUUCAUUUUAUAAAAAAAUUCAAGUUUAUAAUAGUAAUUAGUUUGUGAAGAAUUCACCUUUGCACAGAGGUGAGGCUUAGCUUCUUAAAGUGCUCAUCUUUAUCCUGAGCAUUUAAUCACUUUUAACUCAUUUGAAUGAUAAUGACCUAUAGGUCAGUGCUUUUUUCUUAAAUUCUGUGUAAAUAAUAUGUCAGUUAGGGAAGGGUAAACUUAAGAAGGAAAACACUGGGCCAGAUUUUGUUCUGCAUAUGUAGCAAGACCCAAAAGUCUCUUGUUUUGUUUUUUAAAAUCCUGAUGGGAAACAUCAUUAAAUUUAUUUAUCCAACGACCACCACCCCUAGCCAGUCCUCCUUUCUACAAGUCUCUCAUUCUUUCCGGAGGUCAUUAAUCUAUUCCAGACAGGCAACUGAGUUUAAAAUAACCAAUAUCAAUAGAGAGCUCUGCACAUGCCAUUUUCAUGGUGCCUAUAGCCACAAUUAAUGAUAGAGCCAGGGAAAACUGGCCAGGUUACUCCACUGGUAUUGUUGACUUUGACAUUUCCAUAGCCACCUCUGAGGGUGGGAAGUAGGGAGAAGGGGAGUUAGGAAAUACCUGCUAUGUGUUUUGACUCACCAUUUUUCAGAGAUGGAAGCCACACUGAAGUUGAAUUUCUUACAUUAAGCAUGUAGGAGAACCAAAACUUGCCGCCCCCCCACCCCCAGCGCCUCUUAGGCAUUCAUUGACCUCUGUCCAACUCUGAAGGCAAAUCAUGAUGGGUGACUCACUGACUUGGAUGAUAAGCAUUUGGGCCUUUAGAAACCACCUGCCUUACAAGGUCCAUUCAUUUCUAAACUAAGACUUCAACUAGGAUCGCCAUUUUAGGCUUUAAAAGUAAGAAUGUACAACCAGCAUGGAGCCCCUUUUUAUAGUACAGGGGAUUCCUUGAAGGGCCACUUGUUCAUCUUUUCUCAGGUGACAGACCUCCAUAUUUCAGUAUUUUUUUUAGCACAUUUUGAUGGUGAUUACAGAGGAGGAUGGGGGGGAUGGGUAAAGGUUGAAGCAAGCAUAAAGAGAAAUUGAUUUUUUUCCCCCCACUGCUUGCUAGAGGACCAUAAUUUUUCCUGGGGAAACCCCUGACUCUAGCCAUCUAUAAAUCUAGUAAAUUUCAUCCUACAGGGCCAUGUUUAACUAGCUGAGAAAGACUUCUCAGGAUGUUUGAACUUGGUGGUCUGUGAUGCUGUUCCAAAUUCGUAGUGUGUAAAAACAGAAAGAUCAUUAAUCGCAACUUUUUUUUUUAAUCCACCGAUAAAUCACAUGCACCCAUCUAUACAGAUCGAUGUCACUUUGAUCAGUUUUGUGCAUGCAAAAGCAAGACAGGAUUGUGAGUCAUUUCUGUUGUUUGGUUUGCUUUCAUUUUGUGUUCUGAGAAAUUUGUUCUUUGUGGUCUUGGAUGCUGAAAUCUGUAUAAAAAAAAAAAACUAUGCAUUUUUAGCCGAAAGACAAAUGUAUGAAUAAAGUUGUUUCUAAGCAUAAUAUUUAAA